This is a messenger RNA of Racocetra persica, 129 nucleotides long. The record is from the annotation of a GenBank genome assembly. NCBI's taxonomy places the organism in Eukaryota, Fungi, Glomeromycota, Glomeromycetes, Diversisporales, Gigasporaceae.
CAUAAAGUUCCUAUCGAAGAAGAAGUUGCAGUUUUUACAGGUGUACGAAAUCAAUGUUCAAUAGUUGGACAAGAAAGUAUUUUAGCAGCCGCUGAUCACGAUUUUUCAAAAUUAUCUUUAACACCCUCU